AUGUUUAGAGAAGAAGACCAUUUUGAGCGAAUUCAAGCACACGAAACAUUUGUGGAAAGCUGUUGUUUUUCAACGGACGGAAAACUGCUUGCGACUUGUUCCGGAGAUCAAACCUUAAAACUCUGGGACGUCGAGCGAUGCUCUCACGUUUCUACUCUUCGUGGACACCAAGGAGCUGUUUGGAACUGCGAUUUCAAUUCUAAAGCGACCUUAAUUUGUUCAUGUUCAAGCGACAAGACAGURCGUAUCUGGGAUGUAUCCGAACACGAAGAGAUUACCUCAAUGGAUAAACACGAAAAAACUGUUUGGGCUUGUAAGUUUUGUCCUGGUUCGUCCAAAACCAUAGCUUCCUGUUCUUCUGACAGAAAGAUCAUAAUUUGGCAAUACAUCAAAAAUGUUGUGCUUCAUAUUUUUGACGAACAUCUAAAUGUAGUCGAAGRCAUUUCUUUUUCUCCGCUCGACUACAACGUCCUCGCGUCGUGUUCCCGAGAUAAAACGAUUCGAAUUUGGAAAAAUUAUCGCUCAYUUCACUCUGAAAAACCUCUUGUUUUAAAAGGUCAUAAAAAGAGGGUUACUUCGUGUGCUUUUUCGCCGAUCAGUGAUGAAAUCUUGACGUCCUGUUCGGCCGACCUUACGAUUCGAGUGUGGAGUGCAAGGCAAGGAAUACAACUGAAUAUCAUACAGGGACACUCGAAUAUCAUUUGGAAAUGCGCUUUUGUCAUAUACAGAGAAUAUUUCUUUUUAGCUACGUGUUCUAGUGAUCGAAGCUUCAGAUUCUGGGAUCCCGUAUCAGGAUGCGAGUUGAAGAGGCUCACCAACCUUGAUUCUUCCCUGGACCCUCGUGCUCAACUUCUACACUUUGCCUUCUCAACAAACAAAGCUGACGACACAGAAAGUAGACUGGCUGUUUCAUCUUACGAGGGGAGUUUAUUCAUCGCUAAGCUUGGAGACUUUCUUGACAAUAUAAUAGAUAAUGCAAUGGAGAAGGAUCGCUCUGCCUCAGCACUUGAUAUCGGUAAAGUGCAGGCAAUUACAACUAGGAGGCUGUGGAGUGUUUGGGAAGAAAUCUUCAUUACAUACAGCAAGCGUCUCGAGGAGGUUGUCUGGAAGAGUAUCUCUCUGAGUAGCACCUUGCCAUAA
Actinia tenebrosa (Australian red waratah sea anemone) is the source of this 1140-nucleotide messenger RNA. RefSeq lists its product as uncharacterized. Lineage: Eukaryota; Metazoa; Cnidaria; Anthozoa; Actiniaria; Actiniidae. The record is from RefSeq and is a predicted model, not a curated record.